CUCUCUCUCACGCUUCUCCCGUGGUCGACGUUGCAGUCCACACGCGGCUGGGCGCGGCGGUUCCACCACCUCCCUCAUCUCCCGUACUCCCUCUGCCUCGUAUCUCGUCGCCUUCCUCUGCACCCCGCAGGCGCAUUGCCAGCCGUCCGAUCGCGCCCGGGCGGCGGUGGUUCCCUCUCCCCAUGUUCCGCGGCCAUGCGCCUCUCCAUCGGCUCCCCAUCCCCGUCGCCGCCGCCGGCGGUGGCCGCCGCUCUCCGCAGCACAUCCCCGUCGUGCCGUACCGCCAGUCAUGUUAUGUUCAGGCAGAAGCUGAGUUUCAUGGUGGCAUCUCAGACUCAGCAUCUGAAAUAUGCUCCUCGUUUGAUCAAAUCAGUCAUAAAAGGUAUUAGAUCAAAUAUAACUGAUGGUGAUAAUGGAACGACUGAGCCAGCUAGAGAGUUGCUGGAGCGGCUAUUUGCAAAGACACAAAGUUUAGACACUGGUGCUUCUCAUGAUAGUGAACUGAGCGUGAGCAUUGAGGUCCUGAAGUCUGAAUUCGAGGGUGCCUUGUCUAUCCUCAGAAACAAAGAGAGGGAUCUUCGCAGCGCAGAGAAGAGGGUUUCCGAUGAUCGGAUAAGGUUGAGCAAGACAAAGCAGGACCUUGAUCAGAGAGAGGAAGCGAUCCGCAAAGCUUAUGUAAGGCAACAAGGAAUAGAGAAAGCACUGAAAAAGGCAAGUAGAGAUCUGGCGUUGCGAGUGAAGCAGAUCAGUAAUCUGAAGCUUCAGGUUGAGGGGCAAGACAGGACUAUUGCCAGUUCACAAGCUUUGCUUUCUCAGAAGGUAAUUGAGGUGGAAAAUCUCAAACGAGAUAUGUUCAAGAAGAACGAGGAAGCCGACCUGGUGCGUUCAGAGAUCAGGUCCAAAGAGCAGCAGCUUCUUACAGCUAAUAAAGCUAUUGCGCAGCAAGAAGCAACAGUUAGGGAGCUGCAGAGUGAAAUUAAAAGAAAGACAAUCGAUAUCGCCAGAUCAAAUGAAUCGAGGAAAACUAAUGAAGAGAAACUGAAAGUUGCUGAACAGGAACUUGAGAAGCAGAGUUUAGGAUGGUUAGCAGCACAACAAGAGUUAAAGGAACUUGCACAACUGGCAUUCAAAGAUACAGAUGAUAUCAAGGGUAUUAUCACUGACUUCAAACGUGUGAGGUCUCUCCUAGAUGCUGUACGCUGUGAAUUAAUCUCUUCGAAAGAUGCUUUCGCUUCCUCUCGCAGACAAAUAGAAGAUCAAGCGGUGCAGUUGCAGAAACAAGCACUGGAACUCGAGGACCAACAGGUAUUACUGAUGUCUUACACCCAUGAUUUGGAAGCUGCUCAACUGGAGAUUCAAGGGAAGACACAGGAGCUCAAGUACGCACAGUCUCGUUGUCAUGAACUUGAAUCACAGUUACUUCAGGAAAUGGAGAAGGUCGAGUCUCUUGAAACCGAAUUAACCAAAGAAAGACAGAGCUUAGAUCAUAGAACUGAAGAAGUAGGCUUUCUUCAGAAGGAGCUUGUUCGGAAAGAAAAUGAGUGCACCAAAUCACAAGAACUUGUUAAAGUAAAAGAGUUUGAGCUGUUAGAAGCCAGACAGGAAGUCCAAGAUAUGAAGUUAAAGGUAGAGUCUAUUCAAUUGGCUGUUCAAGAAAAGGAUUCAGAGCUUUCUGAUACACAGAGCAGACUAACUGAAGUCAGCAGUGAAAUUGUUGAGCUUCAGCAGUUGCUAAAUAGCAAGAAGGAUCAACUGGUUCAGGCUAGAACUGAAUUACAUGAUAAAGAACAACAUAUAGAAACACUGGAGAGUGAGUUGGAUAGCAUACGGUUCAGAUGCUCGCAAGCUGAAUCCAUGGUUCAAAGGAUGGCUGAGCUCACUGGCGAUCUUGCUAGUUCCGUAAAAGCUGGAGAAAUGGACAUCUAUACAUUACUGGAUGAUGAAAUUUCAAGCACAGGUACAGCCCUCGAGUCCAAUUUGCAUAAGCAUAAUCAACUGGAGGCUGACAUAGAGAUGUUAAGAGAAUGCUUGCGGCAUAAGGACAUGGACUUGAGAGCUGCUCAUGAAGCACUUGAUGCCAAAGAUCAAGAGCUGAAGGCAGUACUUAAAAAGUGGGAUGUGAAGGAGAGGGAACUACGUGAGUUGGAAGAGUUACCGGAUCCCAGUGCCACAAAUGAACUUGCUGUUUUUUCCAGUGAGACAACAGAGGACGGCAUUGUAGGAGAGAUGGAGCUCCCUGAGCUUCAAAUUGAAGCUGCGGGGGUCGAAGCACUUGCUGCUACGACUGCAUUGAGGAAGCUUGCGGAUAUGACUAAGGAUUUCUUCAAACACGGCAAAGCUGAUUCUGGUAUUGACUUGGUUGCAUCAGAGAGUCAAAAAAUCAGUAAAUGUGAUCCUAAAAUGGAAGUACACAAGAAGACGGAUGUGAUUCUUGAAGCUGAAAAAGAAAUAGUUAGGCUCUUCUCAUUGACAAAACAGAUUGUCACUGAUGACACAAUAAACAAUCUUGAGGAAUGAUAGCUUCAAACUAAAGCAUGUAGUCUUCCAAUUCUAUCAAGGUAGAUCUUCCAAGAUAGCUUCAGAGUAGAGAUAUACCAGAUAGAUCUUUCAAACAUUGAUGGACAGCGACGUCGCCCAGAAGGAUGAGAUCUUCUCUGGUUGAUAUCACAACUGCCAUUUUGAAAAAGGGUAACAUGUUGAGCAGAAGCUGGUCAUCUGAUCUUUUGUGCUCCUUUUGUAUUGUACCUCAAGCUAUUCCUCAGAUCUUUGUUCAAUGUGUUCCUCCUAAAUAUACAUGGGAAGUUACUGAUAUGGCAAUUGGUGCUGGUUUUCGUCAUGCCAAAACUACUACUGAGAUUGUGGUGAAUGUUUCCAUGUGCAGCAAAGUUGGUGCAGCGA
Messenger RNA from Aegilops tauschii subsp. strangulata, 2898 nucleotides. RefSeq lists its product as uncharacterized. Lineage: Eukaryota; Viridiplantae; Streptophyta; Magnoliopsida; Poales; Poaceae. Gene Ontology annotation, biological process: reciprocal meiotic recombination. The record is from RefSeq and is a predicted model, not a curated record.